Molecule: messenger RNA, 1444 nt
Organism: Juglans microcarpa x Juglans regia
Lineage: Eukaryota; Viridiplantae; Streptophyta; Magnoliopsida; Fagales; Juglandaceae
Product: glyceraldehyde-3-phosphate dehydrogenase, cytosolic
Exons: 11
Coding region: 143-1156 (337 amino acids)
Biological process (GO): glucose metabolic process
Molecular function (GO): NAD binding; oxidoreductase activity, acting on the aldehyde or oxo group of donors, NAD or NADP as acceptor; NADP binding
Source: RefSeq, a predicted model, not a curated record
AUCGAUGGAGUAUCUGUAUAUAUAACACUCUACAGUCGUUCAUUCACCAGCCUCUCUCACCCUAUUUUUACUCGUUGUCUAACGCAUUGCCUAUAAGCCUUCGUUCCUCUUACUAUCCUUGUUUUUUUCCUCUCUCGCAGUCAUGGGAAAGAUCAAGAUUGGGAUCAAUGGAUUCGGAAGGAUCGGGCGCUUGGUGGCAAGGGUCGCUCUUCAGAGAGAUGACGUUGAACUCGUCGCUGUUAACGAUCCUUUCAUCACCACUGAUUACAUGACCUACAUGUUUAAGUAUGACACUGUACACGGCCAAUGGAAGCACCAUGAACUCAAGGUUCAGGACUCGAAGACCCUUCUCUUUGGGGUGAAGCCGGUCACUGUUUUUGGAAUCAGGAACCCUGAGGAGAUCCCGUGGGCUGAGGCUGGAGCUGAAUUUGUUGUUGAGUCCACUGGAGUUUUCACUGACAAGGACAAAGCUGCUGCUCAUUUGAAGGGUGGUGCAAAGAAGGUAAUCAUUUCUGCCCCUAGUAAGGAUGCUCCCAUGUUCGUUGUGGGUGUCAAUGAGAAGGAGUACAAGCCAGAGCUUGACAUUGUCUCCAAUGCUAGCUGCACCACCAACUGUCUUGCUCCAUUGGCAAAGGUAAUCAACGAUAGAUUCGGUAUUGUUGAAGGCCUUAUGACCACUGUCCACUCCAUUACUGCCACACAAAAGACUGUUGAUGGACCAUCAAUGAAGGACUGGAGAGGUGGUAGAGCUGCUUCCUUCAACAUCAUUCCUAGCAGUACUGGAGCUGCGAAGGCUGUUGGUAAAGUGCUGCCUGCAUUGAACGGGAAACUGACUGGAAUGGCUUUCCGUGUUCCCACUGUUGACGUUUCAGUUGUUGACCUUACUGUGAGACUUGAGAAGAAGGCCAGUUAUGAGGAGAUCAAAGCUGCUAUCAGGGAGGAAUCUGAGGGCAAACUGAAGGGAAUCCUUGGUUACACUGAGGAUGAUGUGGUGUCCUCUGACUUUGUGGGUAACAGCAGUUCUAGCAUUUUCGAUGCCAAGGCUGGAAUUGCACUGAAUGACAACUUUGUGAAGCUAGUCGCUUGGUAUGACAAUGAAUGGGGUUACAGCACUCGUGUUGUUGACCUGAUCCGACACAUUGCCUCUGUUAACUGAGGGCUGUUGGGCUUCCAGACUGAGAUCACCUGAUGUUGAGCUUCCAUUUCCUCCGGCUAGUUUGCAGUUUAGUUUGUUUAAGGAGUGAGGUGUUUUGGAAUAAUGGAUUUUUGAGGAGAGUAUCGUUAAACUGGUUAUAUCCCAUCUAGUCUUUUAUCUUCAAAUCGGGUGGUCAUUGUAUUACCCUCUUUCUUUUUUCUGCAUUUGAUGCAUUUUGACCAAAUCAUCUUAAAUAUUACUUGGAGAUAUGUUAAUCAAUUUUCUUGUUCCUCAGACAUGGUUUUCUUU